AUGACGAAAAAAAGGAAAUUAGAAGAUAGCGAGAUUAUUACAUUAAUGGAGGAAUGUAGUGUCAUCAUACAAAAUAAACUGCCAUCAAAGUUGAAAGAUCCAGGGAGUUUCACAGUUCCUUGCACUAUUGGUAAUGUAGAAUUCUUUAAAGCACUGUGUGACCUUGGUGCUAGUGUUUCGUUGAUUCCUUUGACUGUGGCUAGGCAAUUGGGGUUGAAAGAGUUAAAGCGUACUAACAUUUCUUUACAAUUGACUGAUAGGUCUAUUAGACAUCCCAUGGAUAUGGAAGAGGAUGUCAAUAUACCUAUUAUUCUUGGUAGACCAUUUCUGGUCACGGCAGGUACUAUAAUAGAUGUUAAACAUGGCAAGUUCAAGUUUCAAAUUGGUAAAGAGGAAGUGGAGUUUGAUUUGAGUAAAGUAGAAAAGUAUCCCUCUUUUACCGAUCAUGUUUAUUCUGUUGAUAUAUGUGAUGAAUUGACACUAGAGAUGAGUCGAGUUAAUCUUGGCUAUGACUUUCUUGAACUUUGUCUCAAUGGUAUAGGUUUGCAAGAAGAAAAAAUAGAAGAAAUGACCAAAUAUUUACAGGCACAAGUCCUUUACAAAAGGAGCAAUACUUAUGAGGAGUUAGGGUUGAGUAAAGGGCUACCUCUAUCAUCGUGUGAGCUAGCUCCACGGCUUGAGUUUAACCCACUUCCUAAACACCUUAAAUAUGCAUUUCUUGGAGAAAAGGAGACAUUUUCGGUGAUUGUCAAUGCCACACUUGAUGAGGAACAACUUGGCAAGCUCUUACGUGUUUUGAGGAAACAUUUAAAGGCUAUAGGAUGGACCAUUUCUAAUAUCAAAGGAAUUAGUCCAACUAUUUGUAUGCAUCAAAUUUUGUUGGAAGAAAACGCUAAGUCGGUGGCUGAGACUCAACGAAGGUUAAAUCUAAACAUGAAAGAAGUGAGAUGUGAAGAAACAAACCUUGUAUUCAAUUGGAAAAAAUGUCACUUCAUGGUUUGUGAGGGUAUCGUCCUAGACCAUAAGAUUUCUUCAAAAGGUAUUCAGAUAGAUCAAGCCAAGGUAAAAGUGAUUGAGAGAAUGCCUCCACCUACCAAUGUGAAAGGCAUUCGAAGUUUUCUUGGACAUGUGGGGUUCUAUUGGCGAUUGAAGAAGAAACUUGUCUCCGCACCCAUAAUAACAUCAUCAGAUUGGAGUUUACCGUUCGAUUUGAUGUGUGAUACUAGUGAUUUUGCGGUGGGAGCUGUUCUUGGGCAAAAGCAUGAUAAGAGACUUCAUAUCAUUUACUAUGCAAGUAAAAUGCUCAAUGAAAUUCAAAUCAAUUACGCGACAAUGGAUAAGGAGUUGCUAGCGGAAUUUGAUUUAGAGAUCAAAGAUAAAAAGGGAUUCGAGAAUUUAGUCGCAGAUCAUCUUUCUAGAUUGGAGAACAUGCCUCAAGAAGCCCAUAUUUCUAUUAAAGAAGAGUUUCCAGAUGAGAUCUUAUUGGCUAUUCAAAAGUCACCAUGGCAUAAAAUGACACUUCCCUAUCAUCCUCAAGCCAAUGGCCAAGCAAAGUUGACAAAUCGAGAGAUCAAACUCAUUCCAGAGAAAAUAGUCAAUCGAUCGAGAAAGGAUUGGUCAAACAAGUUAGAAGAUGCCUUGUGGGCAUAUAGAACGGCAUUUAAAACGCCAUUAGGAAUGUCUCCAUAUAAGUUUGUUUAUGGGAAAGCGUAUCAUUUGCCUGUAGAAAUUGAACAUACAGUUUAUUGGGCCAUUAAAGCUAUUAAUUUUUAUUUUAAAUCUGCAGGUGAAAAGAGAAUGCUCAAGCUAAGCGAAUUGGAGGAAUUGCGUUUAACUUCGUAUAAAAAUGCCAAGAUUUACAAAGAAAAAGUGAAAUUCUGGCAUGAUAAACAUAUCCUCCCUAAGCAUUUUAAAGAAGGACAAAAGGUAUUAUUGUUUAACUCAAGGUUUAGAUUGUCCCCUGGAAAGCUUAAGUCUCGAUGGUCCGACCCAUUUGAAGUUGUUCGCACAUUUCCUUACGGAGCGGUGGAAAUUAAGGGGGAAAAUGAUGCCCCAUUCAAAAUGAACGGUCAACAAUUGAAACCUUAUUUGACCGGAGAGAAGGUUCCUAAAGGAGUGAUUUACUUCUUGGGAAACACAUUUAAAAAUUAA
This is a messenger RNA of Coffea eugenioides, 2151 nucleotides long. RefSeq lists its product as uncharacterized. NCBI's taxonomy places the organism in Eukaryota, Viridiplantae, Streptophyta, Magnoliopsida, Gentianales, Rubiaceae. The record is from RefSeq and is a predicted model, not a curated record. The coding region runs from base 1 to 2151 and encodes 716 amino acids. The transcript is spliced from 6 exons. Gene Ontology annotation, molecular function: nucleic acid binding.